This is a messenger RNA of Scheffersomyces stipitis CBS 6054, 4212 nucleotides long. RefSeq lists its product as uncharacterized. NCBI's taxonomy places the organism in Eukaryota, Fungi, Ascomycota, Pichiomycetes, Serinales, Debaryomycetaceae. The record is from RefSeq and is a predicted model, not a curated record. The transcript is spliced from 2 exons. Bases 1 to 4212 code for a protein of 1403 amino acids.
AUGUCAGCACCACCAGACCAUGCCGCAGACGAGGAUGAUAUAGACCUCAGCAGCGUCAUAGCCAGUACGCUCACGGCAUUAACGGAGCUGGGUGAUGUUGAUGUUGAUGCUACGAAAGACCAAAGCGACGAUCACCGGUUGCAAAACGAGCGGCUGCAAAAUCUGCUGCACCUCGAAUUGCUGCACCCCACUCUGCAAGAUGAGCACAUACAUAAUUCAGGCGAUAACAAGGAUGAAAACCUUGACUUGGAAAGUGCCAUUGGCAACGUAUUUGACCAGUUUGACUUCGGCAGUUUGGCAAACCAGUCUGAACAAGAACUGCACCAACAACAAGACACUCUUUACGAGCAAUCGGAGCCUCGUGUACAGCAAUUACAGCAGGAAUCUGUAAUAGACGAGGAAACGUCAGUUAAGCGGAAAUCUUCUGGCCCUGUAGAAACUGCAGCUGCUGCUUCUAUUUCAGAUGCGGUAGAAUUAAAAAAUGAAACUUCAGAAACCCGUCCCCAUACAAAUACUGCUCUUGUACAAGAAAAUCAGCAAAAGGAAGACCUCGGUCUAGAUGAUGCCAUUGGAAAAGCAUUUGAGCAUGCGUUGCUGAAAGACACGAAUCAUGAACAAGAUGUAUCUAGUAAUGAUAAAGUUGUGGAAUCUCCCCCACAUGUUCAAGAUCAACAAAAUGAUCAGGAACAAGUACAGGAGCAAGUAGAAGAAGUCAGUCGUCAUGAGCCAUUAGACCAACAAGGUAAAGAUCAAGAACAUACACAAGAAUACAAAAAGGAGCAAAAGGGACAUGAUGAUGAUGAUGAAUUUGAUUUGGAUCUUGAUGCUGCCAUUGGAAACGCAUUCAAAGAUGCAUUCGAGGAAUCAGGUGAUAAAAGUGAUCAAAUCGAGAAGCUGCCACGACAUGAACAAACUGACAGGAACGAUGAUAUUGAUCUUGAAGACGCGAUAGGCAAUGCAUUUAAAGCAGUACAUUCAGAAUCAAAAGAUGAAGCAGGACAACAACAUAAUGGCGAGAAUGAGCCUUCUAAAGAUAAUCCUGAAGACGAUGAAUUGGAUUUGGAUGCAGCGAUAGGGAAUGCCUUCAGGUCUACUUUUGGCGAAGAUAAUACAACCGAACUAACAAAAACAGCACAUGAAUUGAAACAUGAAAAUAUACCAAUAUCAGAUAUUUCAGCUAGCGGGACCCAAUCUAAGGAUGUUAUCGAAACAAGACCAGUGCUAGAGACGGUUGAACAAAACAGAAGUGAGACUACCAUCAUGGGUGAAGUUCACGAGGACGAAGAAGUAGAUCUAGAAGCUGCAAUUGGUACAGUGUUUGCCAAUUUGACCACCGAAAAACAUACGGAUGAGCCGACACACAAAGAUAUAAGUGAUCAGACUUUUGGUCAUGACGCUUCUCCCCAUGAUGAAGUUCCUGAGGCUAAAGCAGAAGGAGAUCAAGAUGAUCUCGAUCUUGAGGCUGCUAUUGGUAAUGCUUUCAGAAGCGUCAUCCCCGAAGAAAAAGAAGCGCAUGAAGAGAUAAAGCAGCACGAGGAAGAAGAUCCUGAUGCUGCCCUUGAGAGUGCAAUUGGUUCUGCCUUCGAGUCGAUUUCUACCUUGAAACAGUCAGACGGAAAACCUCACACAACCCACGAACACAUAGAUCAAAAUCACACCAAUGAUGACGAUUUAAGUGCCAUUAUAUCGUCCACCUUUCAGGAAACAUUGAAUACAAAUGUUGCACAUGAUUCAGCAGAUGAACAAGACGACACAUCAAUGCAAGACGCAAUAGCCGAAGCUUUCAAGUCGGCGGCAGAUGAUACUCUGCUCACACAUGCAUCAACACAAGAACCUCAAUUAGACUUGUCUAAUUUAGUACAAAAUAUUGUUCACCAGGUUGCAAGUCAGGAAAAUUCGGAAAAUGAGAGCCUUCCUAUUCCUGGGAAUGUUUUACAGGAUCUAGCACAAGAAAUCGCCAACCAAGUUCAAGGUUACUUGGCUGAAGGAGAUUCAAGUAAGCCCUUAUCUGUUUCAGGAGGCUUACCUAAAAUCGAUGAUAAUGUCCUUGCACACUUCCAGAAAGAAGCUCACAAAGAGGGCUCAGAUAAGCUUUCUGAACCGGCACCUUAUUUGCAAACUGCUCUUGCAACUGCUGUUCGUAAUGCCAUAGGCUCAAAUGCUUCGGCAACUUUUGAGAAGCAACCGCCUCAUGACGAUAAAGAAGCCGACUUAGAGCAAUUGCAAAUGAAUGACAUUUUACAAAAUGCAUUUAACAUGGCAAAAGAAAAUCCCCAAGAAUUGCUCUCUGAUUUAGAUGAAAACGAACAUUCAACCAUGCAUCAGUCUGUUCCAUUGACAGAUUCUCUUCGUUCAUCAGCAAAUCUACCUCAAAACUUACAAACAUUACCUCGAAAGAUUUCCUCUUCUACGGCAACGUUUUUGGAAUCUCUUAAGAGGUCCAACGAAAUCACUUUGAGUCUGGGAACUAAAAGCUCCAAGACGUCGAAAGCUGCCAUCCAAACUGGAACCGAACCAAGCCUCUCUGAACCCCAAAAACGUAAAUCGUUAUCGAUAGCUGAAACGUUGGCUUUACAUAGAUCAUCUAUGAACAAUGGACCUACUAGAAACUAUUCGGCAAUUGAUAGUUUGGAUACACCUUUCAGUGAUCGAAUCGCUUCGAUUACUCCCAGUCUUAAUUCUCAAAUUUCUAGUGUUCUCACAGCUAUAACUUCGAAGAUUUCCAAUGGGGACGGAUCCAAGGAUACUGACUUGCUCAGUGUCAUUAGACAAAUGACGAGUUCUUAUUCACCAACCACAUUGCCGUUAGCUAGUUAUCCAUCAGCAACUGAGAUCAUCUCUAGUUAUGGAUCAGCAAUUGAAAAAAACAAAAUCAUCAAAACGUUGAGGCUUGCAAAGCGCUUCUUAGAAGAUCAAUCUACAGAUGAAAUAGAUAACAGAAGCGCAGCAAAUGUGAUUUCAAACAUUAUUGCCCAGUUUAGUAUCUCUGCUGUUGGCCUGGGCUUCUCUGGAUCUGCCUCCUUGGCUGCUUCAGAAUAUUCUAAUAUCAAAAAUGAGCAGAUUGCAUCUGUUAAGGAGUCAAUCGUCUCCGCAAUUUCCAAUUUUGCAUCCACUGCCAAGCUAAGCAAGGGUUCCUCUUUUCUUUCUGGGAUAAGAGUUGAUACGCCUGAGUACCGAGAAAAGAUCCGUUCGGAAAAUAGAGAAAGAAAGAAAAGAUGGAGAGAAGAAAAUGCCGAGAGAAACAAAGAUAACGACUUGAGAUCAAGAGUCUUGAAGAAGGCUACUUCCUUGUUUGGAGAAGCAGAGUCUGCUGAAAAGAAAGCUUGGGCUGACGAAGAGUUUAACAAAAGAAGACAAAAACGUUUAACUAGGAAGUUGAAAGGACUGGAAACAAAGUCUGAGGAUUUCGGAGAUCUCGAAGGAAGGCUGCCUGAAGACCUGGGUUCAAAUGUCUAUUUGCAUGAUUCAAAUUUUAUAAAGCCAAUUUCCGAUGUUUUCAAUAUUCUUUCAGCUUGCACUCAAAAGGAAAGUCCUGGAGUUGCAUUGGCAGCAACAGCAGCGGCAACAGCAACAGUGGCAGCUAUCUACACUGAUGACAAUAAAGAUGCAAAUAGGGACCUGGUUGAUGCUGCGGUGUCUUCAUUAAUAUCGAAGUUAAUGGAAAAGGCUAAUUCUGCUGGAGAACAAGAAAGAAUAACUAGUCUUUCGAAAGGCGUCACUUCUUCCUUUAAGCUCAGCUCCUCUCCGCCCUUACCGACAACUCCUCCAUCCAUGCCUUCACAAUUGCCCGACGCAGAAUUGAGCUCGCUUGUGAAAACUGGAAGUGGUUCAACCAGUGGGAUAAUAAGCAGGCUUUCAGCUACAAUAAAGAAUUUGACUUCAAAGAACUCUUUUCAGGGUACCAUGCUUGGUCUCAGCAAUUUAAACUUACAAGAAAAGAGAUCUUCUGAGAGUAGACUACAGUCUGACCCCAAACGUGCUAAACUUGAACAAGAUAAUGACAAACAAACUAUUUCAAAAAUCGUAUCUGAUCUAGAUCAAAUCAGAAACUCAAUAGUGACAAGUACUGGUGCUAAUAUAUGGAGCUCCAGUAGUCUCAAAAUGCCCCAAUACGUGCUGGAGAGCCCGCAAUCAAAAGCGAAUACCCCUCCUUAUCGUUGCCUACAGCAUCACCAUUUAUAUCGAACAAGGUUCACUUGGGUUUGGGUAUAG